UAUUAAAUCCCACAGAUGGACGGUGGAUACCUGUCUGCCUACACGAGCAGCAUGGGACAGAACCAGGAGAAAAUGGAGGAGGGAGAAGAAAUCCAUGUUGAAGAACUGGAGGAGUCGGGGCUGGGCCGUGAUUUUGGAAGCAUAGACAGUCAUGCAGUGGAAGGAGGGAGCUCAUGUGAAGAGGAGGCUGGGGGAAAGUCAGGUGAUGGGGGUAAUCAGCAUCAGAACGAGUGCCCCAGCGGUGAACUAACUACAGCUAGGAGACACAAGCAAUUGUGUGAGAGUCAUUUUGCUGCAAGGGAGGUGAGACAGGGAGGGGCUGCAGAGAAGGAGGGCGGAGGUGAACCAGUGGGAGGAAACCGUAGCGCUCUUUUAGUUUCACAUGAGAUGGACCAGAACUCCAACACCAGCUUAGGAAUUCAGAGGCUUGAAAGAGCAAACGAGCCAUUUCACCAACUCGGCACAGACAAAAGGAAAGGUGUUCUUCAAGCAUUAACAAGGAUCAGGAUGGAGCAUCGUGCUGAAGACACUUUACCACAAAGAGGUGAAAACUCAGAGGAGGAGAGCUCUUUUGACAACUCUGUUCAGAACUCUGUGAUACCGAGGAGCAAUGGAACUCCAACAGGAAGUCAGCUGCUGCCCGUUCCAGCUCUGAAUGAAGCUGGGAAUGAGGAUAUGGAGCUGAGUGAAGGAACAGCAAGCAUCUUGAGUGGAAGGAAGGAACCACCUCCAGCUCAGCCCCCACAUCCUUUAAAAAACUAUCUAAAGAAAGAGUCUUUAUUAGAUGUGAGUGAUGCCAUUUACUGUGGAGACCCAAAAGAGAAAACGGGGUGUAACACAACAGAAAGAGGUGAUGCAGUGUAUGUUUUGGAUGAAAACUGUUCUGUAAAACCAAAAAUAAAUGGAGAUGAUCAGGAGGAGCAUCCACAGAUGAACUCAUCCGAGACCAACAACUUCAUGCCCUCAGGUUCAACAUCAAACACAGCCGAGCUCACUGAGCCGAGUUUCAUUUUGGAGAAACUCCUGAGGAGAAACAAAACAGAGGCAACCCCUUCUUUGUCUAAAAUAAAAGAUGUUCCUGGGAAUGCUGAGAAGAUGCUCGACAGUUCAUCAGCAAUCUUAAGUGACCAUAAUGGUCGGUCUGAAAGGGAUGCAAGGAAAGUUUCCAGCAAUCAAACAAAAACAAGUUUUAUAUUAAAGGAUUCUCAAAGUAUGGAGCCGAAAGUAAGAAAGACAGUUGGUGCUGACAAGCCAGUCCCAGAUUUACUACAUAAGCCUGCGGGGCCUGCUAAUGUGAGCGAAUGCUUACUCGCAUCACAUCACUCAAGAGGUGAGGACAUCAGAUCAACAGGUCCAUCUGCAAAGCCAAGUCUGAAUCCAUCCCACAGCGUACAACCAGCCGUUUCACAUGAGGGAGCAUCAUGUGAGGAGCCUGUUGUGAUUUCUAAGGAAUCUGCUCUUUACUCUGAACUUCAUGCUGAGCAGCCGUCUGCACAAAGCACUGAGCAAGUUGUAGACUCGUCCCAGAUCUGUGCUGUUGGGAAGACAAACUCUGUAGGAGCACAUCCACUGAAAACGAGCAGCAUCACAAUUAAAACACCUGGUGCUGACAAGGCAGAUCCAAGUGGACAGGUGGGCUGUGAUGACGCUGCUGCGCCAGCUGGGGAUGCUAGAGCAUUAGUCACAGAGGAAACAAACCAGGUAUCAGCCAGCAAGAAGCAGGAUCUUCACAUUUUGACACCUAAUGCAGGAAAUACACCAGAUCAAGAUGAGAUGAAACUUUGCAAAGAGAAAGACAACGGUGUCCUGGAAAGGGACAAAUCUCAGGGCACUCCUAAACCGAGGCCUGUUUCAGAGCUCGUAAAGGAGACAAUUCAGCUGCAUGAGAAGCUGCAGCACCAUGACAGGCCCAAACCAGCAGAGAUGAAGUCUGAGGAGCAGAGCCAGUCUGUGAAUGUGGCACAGAUGAAGGCUGCAUUUGACUCACCUCAGAGAGCAGCUGACAAGGGGUUUGAGAGGAAGCCAUCAAUGAGAAGAGAUAUGAGACGAGUUGUACGACAGAGCAAGUUCCGUCACGUCUUUGGCCAGGCGGUGAAGAAUGACCAAUGCUACGAUGACAUCAGAGUUUCCAGGGUCACAUGGGACAGCUCCUUUUGUGCAGUCAAUCCCAAGUUUGUUGCUAUAAUUAUUGAGGCCAGUGGUGGUGGCGCUUUCCUUGUUCUCCCUCUUCAUAAGACUGGACGCAUCGACAAAGCCUACCCAACAGUAUGUGGCCACACAGGCCCCGUGCUAGACAUCGACUGGUGCCCCCACAACGACCAGGUCAUCGCCAGCGGCUCCGAGGACUGCACAGUGAUGGUAUGGCAGAUUCCUGAGAAUGGCCUUGUCACCCCUAUGGCGGAGCCAGUGGUGGUCCUGGAAGGCCACUCUAAGCGUGUGGGCAUCAUCACGUGGCAUCCAACAGCACGCAACGUCCUCCUUAGUGCAGGUUGUGACAACCAGGUAAUUAUCUGGAACGUGGGCACAGGGGAGUCCAUGAUCACCCUGGAGGACAUGCACCCUGAUGUUAUCUACAACGUCUCCUGGAACCGUAACGGCAGCCUCAUCUGCACCUCCUGCAAGGACAAGUCCAUCCGUGUCAUCGACCCGCGCAAGGAAACCAUCAUCGCUGAGAAGGAGAAGGCGCACGAGGGCGCUCGACCCAUGAGGGCCAUUUUUCUCUCAGAUGGCAACAUCCUCUCCACCGGUUUCAGUCGCAUGAGUGAGAGACAGCUGGCUCUCUGGAAUGUGCAAAACAUGGAGGAACCCAUGACUGUUAAUGAGAUGGACACCAGCAAUGGAGUGCUUUUGCCCUUCUAUGACGCAGAUACCAACGUGGUUUACCUCUGUGGGAAGGGUGACAGCAGCAUCCGCUACUUUGAGAUCACAGAUGAGGCUCCAUAUGUUCACUUCCUGAACACCUUUGUCACCAAGGAGCCUCAAAGAGGCAUGGGCUACAUGCCCAAGAGGGGCCUUGAUGUGAACAAGUGUGAAAUUGCAAGGUUCUAUAAACUGCAUGAAAGGAAGUGUGAACCCAUUGUGAUGACUGUUCCUAGAAAGUCUGACCUGUUCCAGGACGACUUGUACCCAGACACAGCUGGACCAGACCCCACCCUGGAGGCUGAGGAAUGGUUUGAUGGUAAGAAUGGAGACCCUAUCCUCAUCUCCCUGAAGAACGGCUACGUCCCGGGCAAGAACCGUGAGUUUAAGGUGGUCAAGAAGAACCCUUUGGAUUGCAAAGGCACCAAGAAGACUGAGCACUCCAGCCAUGCCCACAAGUCUGCCUCCCCAACUCCAUCAAUUAAAUCCGAAGCAAAGAUGGAGGAGAUCCUGAAAGAAAUCAAAUCCCUCAAGGACCUGAUCAGCAGUCAGGAGAAGCGAAUCAUCAAACUUGAAGAGCAAAUGUCUAAAGUUGACCUUUAAGGACCCUUCAGCCUCCAACCCGCUACAAUUCAGGACGUUCCAUUGGCUGGGGAGUUUGCAGGAGCAGUCACUGCCUAUCUUAAUGACAGUGUUUGGACUGACUCCUGCCAAGCAAAAACCCCUAGCAACAUUCCAGAUGAACUUUUUCUUAGCUAGCCCCAAACCCUCUGUUAACACAGGUGGAAUAGGAAGGAUGUGGUAAAUUUAACAGAACGUAUUUUUUGCAUAUUGGUGACAUACAACUCAUUUCUUUUGAUUUUGCCUUGUCGGAUAAAAACGUCCUAAUUCUUCUAAUUUCAGAACGACCAAAACAAACAAACAAACCGUGUGUCAACAACACUUCCUUUGUAUGUUGAUGUGUCUGUAUUCUUAAACAGCUCUCAUGUUUCAUGUUAGCCUGGCCCAAAAUGAAAACGUUGCCAAAUUACGGAUUAUGUUUACACCUUGUUAACAGUAUUUUUCUCUUUAAAAUGCAAACAGUAAAACUUGAUGCUGCAGACUCUUUUCUAUUAAAUUAAAAUUGAAAACAAAUGAAGAAAUGCAUUCACGUUGGUCUCUUUAGACAUGCUAAAUAACGGAUGGCGGUUUGUACGGAUGCUGAACACAUUGAUUUGCUGCUCCGGUUUCAUUUUAUUUCUUACAUUUUUAUUUUUGUGUCAUAAAAUCAGCCUGCUAAAAUAACAGGAGAAAACGACGUUCCACUGAUCUGAUCAGGUUUGUUUUGUCAAAGUGCAGCCUCCAGCAUCAGUGUUUAUUGUUCAUGGGCUUCCUGAACCCAUAAGUUGAGGUUUUUUUUUUUUUUUUCAUGAUAUGACACCCCAGAUCUGUAUUUUCUGCACAAUCACAAAAGAAAAUAAUUAACAUAUCAACUUGAAAAUUUCAAACCUGGUUGUAAAGCUGGAUGUUACUACAGACCUCUAGGACUGUGUGUGUAGAUGUCCCUUAUACCUUUGGCUUUUAGUUUCCCAUCGCUUCAGAUAUUCCUAAUUUUUGUUUCUUAUUCUAGAGAUUAUAAAAAUCUAAGACCUGCCUCUAAUCUGGAGAAACGAUAAAAUAGUUUAGAUGCCACUCCCUGGUUAGUUUUAACCUGUUUCUUGUUCCAGCUGUGCUUAUAUCCCUCUUAGCACUUCCACUUUUUAGUUAUUCUGAGUUUAUUUUUCCAUUCAGUACAAAUCUAGGAACCAGUAAGUGGUCCAACCUGCUCCAAUAAAAGCUCUAUUUUUGAUUUUUUUAAACUGGUUUCCCAAUGGGAAGCUGAGACGGGUAAUGGUUCAGUCUGUUUGCCUUCAUUAAUUGUGAACACUGUAAAGACCUGAAAGUGCCAUAGAGGAAACCCUGGAAGUGUGUAUUAGACUGUUGUAGUGAGUGGAAGAAGGGAGGUGUCUGGAUUUAAAACGUUCCAAGAGUCCUGCUGCUCCGUCUAACAGCAGAAAGCUGCUGGGAUUUUCCAUCGGAGCAGGUAGGAAACAUGGAUUUCAUACCAAGAAUCUCUUGGCUGAGUACACCGGUCUUUCAAUUCAGUGGGUCUCAAAGAUGCACUUUGAGCAGCAGAAUAAUGGUGACCGUAAAAAUCUGUGUUCAGGCAGAAAUGAUCCUGCCACUCUAGAGGAACAUUGUUGGCACAAGCGUAUCUGAAUUGUAGCAAUCCAAAGGGACGGUGUAGGAUGAGGAAAUGUGCAGUUGAAUGAUAGAUGUGUUUGUUACUAAGGUUUAGGAAAAAUGAGUGAAAGUUGUGUAAAUAUACCAUGAUCUUUUUUUUCUUUUAAAAUUUCUGUGGUUGUGCUGAAGAGGGUAUUCGUAUGGGUGGUGGGUUUUAAAUGUUUCCCCUGUUUGUGUUCCUCGCACCUUGCCAAUGAGUAAAGCAGAACCUGUUAGAAAAUGAAAAAAAUCUAAUCAGACAAAACCCAACCAGAACCAAGCCUGGUCGAGUUCUGCUCAGCAUUUUUGUUUAAUAUUCUUGCUUCAAACAUUGAUUAUAAGAAAAUAAAGAAUUUUUAAAAUGUG
Messenger RNA from Nothobranchius furzeri (turquoise killifish), 5466 nucleotides. RefSeq names its product coronin-1C-A. Gene Ontology annotation, biological process: neural crest cell migration; actin filament organization. Gene Ontology annotation, molecular function: actin filament binding. The record is from RefSeq and is a predicted model, not a curated record. Lineage: Eukaryota; Metazoa; Chordata; Actinopteri; Cyprinodontiformes; Nothobranchiidae.